AUGCCAAGCAUAGAUAUUUCAGAGGUACAACAAAUUGAAGGAGAAGGAAAUUGGAUGACUCCAAUAAUAGUUUAUCUCAAAGAUGGAAGGCUUCCAGAAGACAAGGAAGAGACUAGGAAGUUGAGGAUCAGAGUUGCCAAGACGAUCGUGAGGACACCUACAGGCGAAAUUCCCUUCAAACUAGCCUAUGGAAGUGAAGCAGUCAUACCUGCAGAAGUACACAUGGCUAACUGCAAGGUAAUGCAAUAUUGGCGCGAAGAGAAUGAAGAACAACUUCGUCUUAACCUCGAUUUUAUUAACGAGGUAAGGAUGGAUGCGGAGCAGAGGAUAGCAAGAUACAAAAAUCUUAUAGCUAGGCAAUAUGAUGCGAUGGUGAAACCCAGGCGCUUCAACAUUGGGGACCUCGUCCUUAAAAGGGUCUCUUUGGCAACCAAGAACCUAGCUCAUGGAAAACUGGGACCUAAUUGGGAAGGACCCUAUAGGGUCAUUAAUUGCAAAAGGUAG
Quercus lobata is the source of this 504-nucleotide messenger RNA. RefSeq lists its product as uncharacterized. Bases 1 to 504 code for a protein of 167 amino acids. The transcript is spliced from 2 exons. NCBI's taxonomy places the organism in Eukaryota, Viridiplantae, Streptophyta, Magnoliopsida, Fagales, Fagaceae. The record is from RefSeq and is a predicted model, not a curated record.